This is a messenger RNA of Lucilia sericata (common green bottle fly), 1102 nucleotides long. It is a transcript of the gene nau, whose product is annotated as myogenic-determination protein. The annotation marks the transcript as partial. Gene Ontology annotation, molecular function: RNA polymerase II cis-regulatory region sequence-specific DNA binding; protein dimerization activity; DNA-binding transcription factor activity, RNA polymerase II-specific. NCBI's taxonomy places the organism in Eukaryota, Metazoa, Arthropoda, Insecta, Diptera, Calliphoridae. Gene Ontology annotation, biological process: positive regulation of myoblast differentiation; regulation of transcription by RNA polymerase II; muscle organ development. The record is from RefSeq and is a predicted model, not a curated record. The transcript has 3 exons.
CGUCGCAGAUGACAAGACAUACGAGUGAAACGCGGCAAAAUAAACGGAAAGUUAAGCGGGAGAAAAAAAUUAUAAAAUAUCGCUUGGAAAUAUUAAAAAAAAAUCGAAUAGAAAAAGAUCAACAAGUGAAGAUAUACAAAAUUGAAAAAUUAAAGUUUUAAGUGCAAAAUUUCUUAAUAUUUAAAAAAUAAAAUUAAUAAUUAUUAAUUUAAAAAAAGUCAAAGGAAAAUUAAUGGAAUAUUAAAAAAAUACAUAAAAAAUAUUAAAUUUCAAACAGUGCUUUUGAAACAAAAGUUUUACAAUCAUGACCAAAUAUCAAAGAAAUUUACAAUAUUUAAAUAUUUCAAAUGUUAAUAGUAAUAAUAACAACAACAAUAUCAGUGAUAAUUGCAGUGACAGUGAUGCAACAACACUUAUACCACAAGCGGCAAUUAAACAAGAAUUUAAUAAUUUAUUAGAAAAUUCUAACAAAUCAAUGAUUAAUCAUCAUUUAAAUAUGCAGCAACAUAACAAUGCGGUUCAACAUCAACAUCAGCAACAAAAUCAUUACCAUUCACAUCAUCACCAGCAACAACAGCAACAGUUACAAACAUUUUUGAGUCGUUUCAAUAGUGUUGCAUCAACUAACGAUUCUUUGACUUUGUCGAAUGCCACAAACUCUUGUAAUUUCCGCAAUUUUAACGAUUCAAAUGAAUCGCAUAAUUUAACUCCUUCGCCCAUUUUUACGGAUUACGAUGAGAAUAGCUUAAGUUCGGAAGAGCAUGUUUUAGCACCUUUAGUCUGUGCUAAUGCUCAAUCGUCUAGACCCUGCUUAACGUGGGCCUGCAAAGCAUGUAAAAAGAAAAGUGUUGCUGUUGAUCGGCGAAAAGCGGCCACAAUGCGAGAACGUAGACGUUUGAGAAAGGUUAACGAGGCAUUUGAAGUACUGAAACGACGUACCUCUUCAAAUCCCAAUCAACGUUUACCAAAAGUGGAAAUACUUCGUAAUGCCAUCGAAUAUAUUGAGAGUCUGGAGGAUUUGUUGCAGGAAUCAUCGCCAAUAAGAAGUAUGGAUAAUUUAACAGAUACAAUAAGUGGGAAAUCAUGCCAGCAGGAUUAUUUG